UGACGGACGCCUGUUCUCUAUAGCUCAUGCUGGUGGGGCUCUACCUGGAGGAAACUGGUGGCCGGACCCUUUCCCCUGGCUGGGUGGACUCAGCAUGGAGCGCUCCAGCAAGAUGGACUUCUUCCAGAAGCUGGGCUACUGCCACGAAGACGUGGUCAGGGUGCUGGAAAAGCUGGGCCAGGAUGCUCUGGUCAACGAUGUGCUGCAGGAGCUAAUCCAGACCGGCAGCCGGCCAGGUGCCUCCGAGAUCAGCGGGGCGCCUGUGCUGGUCCCCAGGGGCUCUUGCGGGAUCCUGGACUCUGUCCCGCGCUGGCUGGGGGUGGACCAGCAAGAGGACUGCGGAGAUCCGGCCACCUCCUUGCGACCCAUUGUCAUCGAUGGUAGCAAUGUGGCGAUGAGCCAUGGAAAUAAAGAAGUGUUCUCCUGCCGGGGAAUCCAGCUGGCCGUGGACUGGUUCAGGGACAGAGGACAUCCAUACAUCAAAGUUUUUGUCCCAUCCUGGAGGAAAGACCCCCCAAGAUCUGACACUCCUAUUAGAGAGCAGCACGUGCUGGAGGAGCUGGAGCGGCAGGCGGUGCUGGUGUACACCCCGUCCCGCAAGCUGAACGGCCGCCGGGUGGUUUGCUACGACGACCGGUACAUCGUGAAGGUGGCCUACGAGCAGGACGGCAUCAUCGUCUCCAACGACAACUACCGGGACCUGCAGAGCGAGAACCCCGAGUGGAAGUGGUUCAUUGAGCAGAGGCUGCUCAUGUUCUCCUUUGUCAAUGAUCGGUUCAUGCCCCCUGAUGACCCCCUGGGCCGCUGGGGACCCACCUUGAGCAACUUCCUAAGCCGAAAGCCAAAGCCCCCGGAGCCAUCCUGGCAGCACUGUCCCUACGGCAAGAAAUGCACCUACGGCGUCAAGUGCAAGUUCUUCCACCCCGAGAGGCCGCACCAGGCGCAGCUGGCGGUGGCAGACGAGCUGCGCGCACAGACUCGGGCCUGGCGGGGUGCGGCCGCCGAGGACGAGUGGCCCCGGCGGCAGGGGGCUUCCCGGGGCGCCCCCGCAGCUGCCCCGCCCAUCCCCCGCGAGCCCGGAGAGCGCACCCAGCUCCCCGCGCGGGGGGCGGCGGCCCUGGCGGCCCUGGCAGACGGCUUCUCGCGGCUCAGCUUCAGCGACACCUCGGGGCUCCUGGGGGCGCGAUCCGCGGGGCCCUGCUGCAGCCUCGCGCGCCAGCCGCGCCGCCCUGACCUGGGGGCGGCGUCUCCUGCAGCCCCGCCCGGCCUGCCGAGCCCCUCGAGCGCGCUGGGCGGGUCUCGGGAUGCUCCCGGUCUCGGGGACCCUCAGAGUGAUGUGCUCCCCCAUCGCCGGCUGCCGGCCGACCCGUGGGCCUCCCCGGAGGGGGCGGGCCGAUUCUCGGGCAACCCAAUCUGGACAGAGCCAGGCUGGGGCGACUGCCCCUUUGGGGGACCCUCCGAUUCGGUGUCCCCCGCCGCACCCCGCGAGGUGGCCGCGCGCGCCCGGGCGCGAACCGCGCUCUGCAGACUCUUCCCGCCACGGCAGGUGGACCGCGUGAUGGCGCUGUUCCCCGCGCUCUCAGAUGUCACCAGGCUCAGUCUCCUCAUCCAGCGACUCCAAGGAUCUGGGGCGCCUUCGGGAAAGCCCUAAGGAGCCCGACAAGUCACCCCUCCCGGGGACGUCCCCAAUUCUUCCUUGCAAUUUAGCGAGGCCGCAUGCAGCCUGUUCCAAGGUCGCCCCCAGCCCCUCCUUUCCCUUAGAUAUCGUCUGGGGAGCUUUCAGGGAGCUUUUCAGGAGGGGCCUUUAUCUCUGGCCUGGAAGAUUCUGGGUCCAACACAGCUCCAAGGGUGUGUCUGGAACUGUCCUCACCGCUGGAGGUGUGAAGCUGCAGUGGGGAUCCACAACUGAGUCACAAGAUCAAUUUAGUGGGAGCAUCCCAGAAAGGAGUGGAAGGGGGAACCUCAGACCAUACCCUCAGGCACAGCAUAAAACUCCCCGUAGCAAACCUGGGUUUGAAUAGCCUUGGUGGCCACAUGGACAGUGUGGCUUACGAGCAAACAUUUGAAAGAUCCUGGCAAGCGGCCUUGAAUGACAUUGCAUCAAACCAGUACGUAGCCUUUUAGCUGAUGAGGGUUUGGGAGCUGGGGGUCUUCACAGGAUCUUUAGACAACCCCAUGAGGGGAGCCCAGAGUUCAGACUUCCAAGGUGUGGGCUCCACCUGGGACUUUGAAACUGUGUAACUGUGCUGCUCUGUCUGUAGGGCACACUGUACUGAGGGUCUCUUAUGUGUUUCAUCUUUACACGUACACACACACACAGUCACAGCACACAUACAGAUAACCUAGCACACAUACCCUCACAAGUAUUAAGACACACAGACAUAGGUCACAUGCAAAUGUCACCACACUUUCACACAGGUAGUGACAUAAACAGGUACUCCACACAUAACAUCACGUCACACACAAAUAUCACAAUUCACAUACUACACAAAUAGAACAGACACCACACACAAAUAUCACAAUACACAGCUUUUU
Erinaceus europaeus (western European hedgehog) is the source of this 2535-nucleotide messenger RNA. RefSeq names its product zinc finger CCCH-type containing 12D (gene ZC3H12D). The transcript is spliced from 5 exons. Bases 95 to 1651 code for a protein of 518 amino acids. Gene Ontology annotation, cellular component: nucleus; cytoplasmic ribonucleoprotein granule. Gene Ontology annotation, biological process: 3'-UTR-mediated mRNA destabilization; nuclear-transcribed mRNA catabolic process, RNase MRP-dependent. Gene Ontology annotation, molecular function: mRNA binding; metal ion binding; RNA endonuclease activity. NCBI's taxonomy places the organism in Eukaryota, Metazoa, Chordata, Mammalia, Eulipotyphla, Erinaceidae. The record is from RefSeq and is a predicted model, not a curated record.